This is a messenger RNA of Adineta ricciae, 408 nucleotides long. NCBI's taxonomy places the organism in Eukaryota, Metazoa, Rotifera, Eurotatoria, Adinetida, Adinetidae. The record is from the annotation of a GenBank genome assembly.
AUGACUGAUUUGGCACAAAUGUCUGACAUUCAAUCGAUGGAAUUAAGUCAAGCUGAACCCGAGGAAGAUGAAUUAACCUAUGAAUCGAUCAAACAAGCGAAUACCAGUGUUAAUCAAGAUUAUUCGAAACACUAUGUUCGAUUGAUCAUUAAAAUUCCUGAAAUGAAAACCGGUCUUAGUUGGCGACGGAUGACGCGUGAAGCGAAGAAUGGGGUGAUAACAAAAGCAACAUAUCAUGGAACUCGGGUUUAUUUCGAAUUCAUUCUUCAUCCGAACAAGUCAAAUGAAACGAAAUUCGAAUACUCAUCUCGAGAACCACUACGUGGUCCCAUUGAAUACAAAAAAAGUUUUCUAAAGUAUCAAGAUGAGCACGUCAUUUGGUUUGUACAUAAGUCCAUACCUUGGUGA